Messenger RNA from Panicum virgatum (switchgrass), 1344 nucleotides. RefSeq names its product protein YABBY 5-like. The record is from RefSeq and is a predicted model, not a curated record. The transcript has 7 exons. NCBI's taxonomy places the organism in Eukaryota, Viridiplantae, Streptophyta, Magnoliopsida, Poales, Poaceae. Bases 245 to 1078 code for a protein of 277 amino acids. Gene Ontology annotation, biological process: multicellular organism development; abaxial cell fate specification; fruit development. Gene Ontology annotation, cellular component: nucleus.
CCGAUUCCGAUCCAUCCAUCCCUUCCUCUCGGCACUCGCCUUCUGCUCUUCGUAGUCGUAUAGAACACCACUUGCCUUGGUUUCAAAAAAAAGAAAAAAAAAAGAACACCACUUGCCUCGACCUCUCCAGCGCCGGCCACACCUCGCGGGGAACCGGAAAGCUUGUUGCGCAGCUGCCACAGCCGCCGGCUGGGAAGAGGCGAGGUCUCUACUGCUCCGUGGGAGCACAAAAGCUUGGCGCGCGAUGAUGUCGUCGGUGCCGGUGCCGGAGAUGUUCGCCGUGGACCAGCACCCGUACCUCGCGCCGCAGCAGCCGGCGGCGGUGGAGCAGGAGCAGCUCUGCUACGUGCACUGCAAGUGCUGCGACACCAUCCUCGCGGUGGGCGUGCCGUGCAGCAGCCUGUUCAAGACGGUCACCGUGCGGUGCGGCCACUGCGGCAACUUGCUCUCCGUCAACCUCCGGGGCCUCCUGCUGCCGACGGCGGCAGCCGCCACCAACCAGCUCCCCUUCGGCGGCGGCCAGCAGCAGGCUCUCCUCUCCCCCACCUCCCCGCACGGCCUACUUGACGAGAUGGUGCCGCCGUUCCAACAAGCGCCGAGCCUGCCGAGUGCUGAACCGGCGAGCGCCUGCGUGAGCACCAUCACCAGCAUCAACAACAGCUGCGGCGGCGGCAACAACGCGCCGGUCAUGUCGUUCAUGGCGCCGCCGCCGCAGGUGAAACCUGCACCGCAGGAGCCGCAGCUGCUGCCCAAGAGCACGGCGUCAGGGAAUAAAUCUUCAGAGAAGCGGCAGAGAGUUCCUUCUGCAUACAACCGAUUCAUCAAAGAUGAGAUCCAGCGCAUCAAGGCCAGCAAUCCGGACAUCACCCACAGGGAGGCUUUCAGCGCAGCUGCCAAGAAUUGGGCCCAUUUCCCACAGAUCCAUUUCGGUCUCAUGCCGGAUCAGGGCCUGAAGAAGACCUCUAUCCAAAGUCAGGAGGGAGGUGAAUACAUGCUUUUCAAGGAUGGUCUCUAUGCAGCUGCGGCGGCAGCGGCAGCCGCCGCCGCAGCAUCUACCAUGGGCAUUGCUCCCUUUUGACCUUCGACCGGCGGGAAAUGAUCUACCUUUGUGCUUCUGCUUUCAUCAUAUGCUAGGGUUCUGCCUCGGACCCUCGGCCCCUCGAUAUCCCGGCAUCCCGCUGCUAGUUUAAGUACUAGCUCUAAUUAAUGUUUCCUCUCUAGAGGAUCUCGAAAUGUAUCUCAGUAACCGUAUCUAUGUGUUGUACUCUUUUUUCUGGGAAGAUGAUGUUGCCGUGCGUAUGUUGCCUCUCAUAUAUAUUAUAUGGACAUAAUUCUAGCUGGAUA